This is a messenger RNA of Prosopis cineraria, 591 nucleotides long. RefSeq lists its product as uncharacterized. NCBI's taxonomy places the organism in Eukaryota, Viridiplantae, Streptophyta, Magnoliopsida, Fabales, Fabaceae. The coding region runs from base 1 to 591 and encodes 196 amino acids. The record is from RefSeq and is a predicted model, not a curated record. The transcript is spliced from 4 exons.
AUGACUAAAAAGGUGACAACAAUGAAGCUCAAGGUUGAUCUCCAGCAUGUGAAAUGCUGCAAGAAGGUCAAGAAUGUUCUCUGUCAAUUCCCUCAACAGGCGUUCAAUGAGAAGCAGGACAUUGUGAACAUUAAAGUAGUGUGCUGUAGCCCAAAGAAGAUUGGGGAUCAGCGUUUCCGUAAAGGUUGUAGCACCAUCAUGAGCAUCGAAAUUGUGGAGCCAGAGAAGCCAAGGCUCAAGUUCCAAAAACCUGUUGAGAAGGAAAAGCCUAAGUGCCAAGAGCCCACCAGCCCUUUGAAGCCUCCAUCGAAGACGUGUAAAAAGCCUGAAAUCCCUAAGACCAAAUCCCCACCAUGCGAGUUGGUACAACCACUAGGUCCGGAUAGAACGUGCUGUGUUCCGUGCUUUGAAGGCCAGCAUGGUGGGCCAUGCUUUGAGGGUUAUAGUCCGCCCAAGUUAGGACCGACACCUAUUCCGGAUAAAAUGUGUUGUGUUCCAUGCUAUGAAGGCCGGUGUGAUUUUACACGUGUGCCGCGGCGUAUUGACAUGCCUGCUGCGGCCCAUGGUACAGAAAGUCCCAUUGAAAUUUAA